Tribolium castaneum (red flour beetle) is the source of this 1060-nucleotide messenger RNA. RefSeq names its product pyridoxal phosphate phosphatase PHOSPHO2. NCBI's taxonomy places the organism in Eukaryota, Metazoa, Arthropoda, Insecta, Coleoptera, Tenebrionidae. The record is from RefSeq and is a predicted model, not a curated record. Bases 1 to 891 code for a protein of 296 amino acids. Gene Ontology annotation, molecular function: phosphatase activity. The transcript has 2 exons.
AUGUCAUCAAUAAUCCGGACUGUAACAAAUGCUUGUAGAAUAAAUAUUUCGCAAAAACAUCUAACAGUUUCACACAAAAAUCGUCAAAAAGCCACAUUCCAACUUUUCCGUAGCACUGUUCGCCCAAUUUUCCCUCCUUCACACCAACUUAAAAUGAAAGUCCUGGCAGUGUUUGAUUUUGACCACACGAUCCUCGACGACAACUCCGACACAGCUGUCAUAGCCCUAACUGACAAAGACAACCUUCCUGUUGAAAUCCGAAGUCUCCACUCCACUGAAGGCUGGACGGCUUUUAUGCAAGCAAUUUUCAAACUUUUGUACCACGAAGGUCGGACAAUCGAUGAAAUAAACAAUCUAAUAACGAACUUGAAGCCUGUGGGGGGCAUGGUGCCCCUCAUCGAGGAGUUUCACAAAAACCCAGCUUUUGAACUGAUUAUCAUUAGUGAUUCUAACGCCCAUUUUAUAAAGAUUUGGUUAGAAAAAAACAACGUUAGCAAGUGUUUCACUAAAGUGUUCACAAACCCAUCGAAAAUCGAAAAUGGAUUACUGACCAUUUCCCCUUACCAUAAUCAAAAUGCGUGCAAACUCAGCACGAAUAAUUUGUGUAAAGGGACAGUGCUGGAUGAGUUUGUCCAGGAACAACGUGACAAGGGGGUUGUCUACGACAGGAUUGUGUACAUAGGGGAUGGGGUGAACGACUUUUGCCCCGUUUUGCGCCUCCACAAGUCCGACCUUGCGUGUGUGAGAAAAGGCUUCAAGUUGCAAGACCUCGUCACCAAGGCGCAAAAAGGAACGUCGUUUGAUAAUUCAGGGAAGCCCCACGUUAUCCUCGCUGAGAUUUUCGUUUGGGAGACGGGGGACGAUAUUUUGAAGCACCUCCAGUUGAAAUAGCGGACUCGCAUCGGUAUUAAUUACUUUAUUCAGUUACAACUUUAAUUACAUUGGCACCUAAUGCUUAGCAGCCACCACGUUUCAUUCAACAACCAAAAUUAUUUACAUUUAAAUAGAAAUUUGCUUAAUUCUAUUGUGACUAUGUUGCGAAUAAAUUAUCAAAAGAUGA